Mya arenaria is the source of this 2898-nucleotide messenger RNA. RefSeq names its product calcitonin gene-related peptide type 1 receptor-like. The transcript is spliced from 12 exons. Gene Ontology annotation, molecular function: G protein-coupled peptide receptor activity. The record is from RefSeq and is a predicted model, not a curated record. NCBI's taxonomy places the organism in Eukaryota, Metazoa, Mollusca, Bivalvia, Myida, Myidae. Bases 90 to 1643 code for a protein of 517 amino acids. Gene Ontology annotation, cellular component: plasma membrane. Gene Ontology annotation, biological process: adenylate cyclase-modulating G protein-coupled receptor signaling pathway; cell surface receptor signaling pathway.
AUAAAAUAGUGUGUGUAUGGUGUUUACGCCGAUAUCUGUUUCUAGUGUUUUAACUAGUUACCAACAAACUAAAAUUGUCAAGGAGCAACAUGUAUGUGACUGUGAUUUUAAUAUCAAUACUUCUGAUUUUGAAGCAUGUCUUCUGCUCGCAGUUGUGUCGCAGCAAGCUUGGAGUUUUCCCUGAGAAUGUCUUCAACAUACACGCUUGUGGUUGGUGCUAUUAUUUUCUGUUUCCUGAGCACGCGUACACACCACACACGAGCUUUAAUAGUUUAGCCCUGAAAACAAAUCUGUCACAUACCGUCCAGCCUGACAUCAACAACAACACUUCGAUAAAUACAAUUUGUGCCACCCUUUCUAGUGACGAAUGUGAAAGAUGGCUACUUUGUUGCAAAGUGUCACGCGAGUGCUGCACGCGACAACUGAAGUCACGUGAUUCUAACAACACAUGUCCAUCUACGUGGGAUGGUUACGGUUGCUGGGACGCCAGUGCUCCAGGUGUUACAAGCCAAAUGUCCUGUCCGACCUUUCUACAGUUUUCCGUUCCAACAAGAUCAGCGCUCAAAACCUGUCAGUCAGAUGGAACGUGGCUUAAGCGUGGACCUCUUAGAUAUGAAUGGACAGACUACACACCUUGUCUCAGUUACCAGGACCUUAGGGUUUCCAUAUACAUCGGAGUUGGCUGCCAGAUUGCAAGCUUACUAUGUUUGGUGCCUUCAGUAGUCGUCUUUUGCAGUUACAAAGCUCUGAUCCGGCAGCACCGCAUUCGUCUUCACGUUAACUUCUUCGUCAGUUUCAUCGUUAGUGGCAUUCUAACCGUUAUCUGGAACCUUGCCAUAACACACGAAAAGAUCACCAGUAGCAACGUUUCCAGUACACACCUCUACAGGAACUCAGUGGAAUGCCGAUUGUUGUCCAUUUUAAAGAUUUAUUUCACGGGCACCAAUUAUAUUUGGAUGUUCUGUGAAGGACUCUACCUUUACCGCCUAAUGGUCAAUGCAUUUUCUCCACCAAAGAGACUGGUGCUAUUUUAUGUCUUUGGAUGGGGAACACCCUUGUUGUAUUCCAUAGCGUACGCGAUCAUGCGCCUAUUGGAAGCUGACGAAAGCUGCUGGGCCAAGAGUCUAGGGGAUAAGGAGUGGAUAAUAUACGCUCCAAAUUUAUUAUGUCUUCUGGUGAACGUUUACUUCCUAUGUAACAUUCUGCGUUUAUUGCUGACACAACUCCAGGUUCAUCCAAACGAGCCAAGCCAUUUCAGGAAGGCGUUAAAGGCAACCUUUGUAUUAAUACCCCUGUUUGGAGUCCAAUUGACGGUCACAGUGUACCGAAUCCCAUAUCAUCUACCGGGCGCUGUGUACUAUGAGAGGUUCUCCGACAUAAUUACAAACUUACAGGGCCUUUUCGUCGCAAUUAUAUUUUGCUUAUGUAACGUGGAGGUUAUUUCUCUGCUGAAGCGUUCAUGGCAGCAACGACAAAACAAUUUGAAACAUGAUUCCAAGAAAGCUAACUCUGCAACAAGUCUUCACGUGUUUCACUCAGUUACGUCCCGUAUUCAUUACAACGCCACUGACAAAUCAUCGCCAAGCAGAAUGCUGAUCUCAUGUAUGAAGACGGAUAAUUCGGAAGAGGCAGCUGAUCUUUGAAAGAUAUUAACACUUAUAUUAAAUUUACAGUUAUGAUGCUGUUGUGCUGCCUUAUGAAGCAUUUAUUUGAAUAUAUCAAGUAUGGACUUUAGAUGAAUUUACUAUAAAUGUGAUUAAUUUCAAAGUUUCAGUUUUAGUCUAUUAGGAAUAUUGGCAAUUAGCUGUCCAUCGUCAAACACACACAUCAGAUUUCCACACAGUAAAACAACAAAAUUAUAAGUGUAAUUUGUAGCUAAACAAAGUACAUGAAAAUAGGAAUUACGAAAAGCAACGAUAGCAAAAGUAUCUGUUCGUUUAUCGUCGGAUACCCCCGAUACACUACUACGUAUGCUUCGUUGUGUACUGUGGGCGAUUGGGCUUGGAAACUAUCGCUAUCUCAAAUAAUUCAUCGGGCAGUUUCAUUGGAUCAGCAAGGUAUCUGAUGCUUUCCCGUUCAAAAUUAAAUUCAGCCUUAAGCCGAAAGAGAGCCGGCUGCACAUUUACAGUAAAUAUAUAUUUUGACAGCAGUCUAGACCACACGGCAAUGGGAGCUACUGGCACUACAGGGUUAUUGAAGAAUAUUUGAUUAUAACAUUCAACUUCAUUUAAAGAAGUGUUGUCUCCCCAGUCUAAUGCACGUACAUUAAAGCGAUUUUUGUCAGUCAUUUGUCACACAGUAAUCAAGAAAUUUACCGGAAUUGAGUACCGUGGUUGCAGACGAUCCAGUUUGUUUUGAGAUUGCUUUACCUACUCAUUUUGAGAGAUUUCUAUAUAGUUCGACUUUUAGUACUAGCCAUACCAUACACAUAUGUAAUGCAAUCUAAAUUUUGACAAAGCAGUUCGAUAUCGUUUGUUAUCCAAGCUUUCAAUAUUAUUUAUUUUUCAACUUUGAAAUCCAUUAAUAUGUAUCAUUUUGCAGAGUUUUACAUGCUGAUUAUAAAAAUACAGUAUAUGAUUUGGAAAGAGCUUAGAUAUAAAAGUUGAAGUUGAUAAAUAGCUGAUUAUAAAUUCCCUAAAGAUCAAACACUUGGUUGAAAUUUAAUGUUGGUAUAUGAUAUAUGAAAUAACUUCGCAUACUGUACGAUGUUAAUAAUAUAUUAAAAUGAGAUGGUUUUUUUCAUAAAACGUAGCACUUCGUUGCAUUGGAAAUAUGUCUGUAUUUUAUUUAACUGUAGGAUAAUAUUAGGUAUGUCCAAAACAUUUUCUAAAUAUAAAAGAUAUAAAAUGUUUGCAUUGUUAGUAUUGUGAUUAUUAUUCAAAAUGUACAGUUCAUUGU